This is a messenger RNA of Larimichthys crocea (large yellow croaker), 3193 nucleotides long. Its product is annotated as splicing factor, arginine/serine-rich 15. The record is from RefSeq and is a predicted model, not a curated record. Gene Ontology annotation, biological process: negative regulation of termination of RNA polymerase II transcription, poly(A)-coupled. Gene Ontology annotation, cellular component: nucleus. The transcript has 18 exons. NCBI's taxonomy places the organism in Eukaryota, Metazoa, Chordata, Actinopteri, Sciaenidae. The coding region runs from base 230 to 2515 and encodes 761 amino acids. Gene Ontology annotation, molecular function: RNA polymerase II C-terminal domain phosphoserine binding; RNA binding.
AAGGCAGCACCACCCCGUGACGUCAGACGCAGACGGUCACGCACGGGGUGGAACCGCGAAGCAGCCUUGUAGCCUCGUCCCUGUUAGCCUGGCGUGAUCGCAUCAGGAGCCGAAAUAAAAACCUCUCAGCGUCGCUACGUUAUGUCGUUAACUCUGUAACCAACACAUGGUCACGAUCGGGUAGAGUGGACACGACUACUGGACUGUUUCUUCAACGUAACAGACCGCUAUGGAUGCAGUGAACGCGUUCAACAUGGAGUUGUUCUCCAUGAUUGACAUGAAGCCUCCAAUAUCCCGUGCUAAGAUGAUGUCUGUAACAAAGUCAGCCAUCAAAGCUAUCAAGCUUUACAAACAUGUUGUCCAGAUUGUUGAAAAGUUCAUUAAGAAGUGCAAGCCAGAAUUGAAAGUCCCUGGUUUGUAUGUGGUUGAUUCCAUUGUGCGACAGUCACGACAUCAGUUCGGCGUGGACAAAGAUGUAUUCGGGCCCAGAUUCCUGAAGAACUUCAACGAUACUUUUCAAAACCUUUACCGCUGUCCGGAGGAUGAUAAGAGCAAAAUUGUCCGUGUGCUGAACCUGUGGCAGAAGAAUGGUGUGUUCGACAUGGACAUCAUUCAGCCUCUGAUGGAUAUGGCAAAUGGAGCCAUUGUACCCGCCCCUGGACUGGAAGUUCCUAUUGACGCUCAACCAGAGACACAGCAUCCUCUCACUAGUGCCUCAGUUGUGUCUGCUGUGCCCCAGCUACCUAGUCCUGAUGCCUUAGCUGCUGUGGCACAGCUGUUUCAGUCUCCUCAUGGACAGGAGCUUCAGAGGAUGCUCCAGAACUUCCAGCAGGCAGAUAAGAGUCUUGCCACCACCGUCGCUAACAACAUAUCAAACCCACCCCAGAUGCCUGUGGGCCAGCUCAACCCAUACGGCACGCACACAGAAAAGAAAAGCUCUUUAGCUGAGAAACUCCUUGACCGAUUUGACUAUGACGAUGAACCCGAGGAUAUCACGGCUAAAGAAGGCAAUGCUCAACCACAGGGCAUUCCUGAAAAUGUGUUUAACCAGUUUUCCGGUCAGAUGCACAACAUGGAGCAUGCUCAUCCACAUAUGAUGGGACAGACUGGUGGUAUAGAGCACGGCGGAGGAAUAAGUCAUGGUGAUCAUCAUAUGAUGCAAGAUGGAUAUUGUUCCAUAAAUGAGACUUAUUCUCAAACACGGGGAAAUUCAAGAGAAGACUCAACUAUGAGGCGAGAUGGCAGACACAGAGGCUAUGGCAGGAGGUCAAGAUCCAGAUCUGGUUCUAGAUCUCCCAGGAGAAGAUCAAGAUCUUCGUCGCGCUCUAGAAGGUCACGGCAUCGACGCUCUCGUUCUCGCUCCAGAGAAUGGCACUGGAGAUCUCGCUCUCACUCUCAAGACAAGAGUGAAAGAGAAAAGGACAGGGAGCGCAGACAGAAAGGUCUCCCCAGUAUAAAAAGCCAGACUCUCAGUGUUUGCAGCACUACACUUUGGGUUGGACAACUAGACAAGAAAACUCAGCAGUCUGACGUGAUGUCCCUUUUGGAAGAGUUUGGCCAGAUUGAGUCAAUCAAUAUGAUUCCUCCAAGGGGUUGUGCUUAUAUUGUUAUGGUUCACAGACAAGAUGCCUACACAGCCUUGAACAAGCUCAGUAGGGGGUCAUACAAAGUCAAUCAGAAACCUGUCAAGAUUGCUUGGGCUUUGAACAAAGGUAUAAAAUCGGCGCACAAAAAGUUCUGGGAUGUGGAGCGGGGAGUUACCUAUAUUCCCUGGAGCAAAGUCAAAGCUGAGGAGUUGGAGAGCUAUCGGGAAGGAGGUAUACUGGACGCAGAGACACUAAAUCCAGAGUGGAAUAAUUCCAAGGACCUUAAUAAGCUGGCAGCUGUAAAUGGAGUGCUGGAAAGUGUACCAGUAGAUGGAGCCAUGGCUGCUCAGAUUCAGGUGCAACCAGUUGAACAGGCUGCACCCAUCGGAAGUCCACUUGCUUUUCCUGGCCCCAUCUUGCUGCCCCAUACAUCAAUGCCUCCAGGAGGAGCUCCUUUCAUCCCCGCAGAGUUUGACUGUUCAAAGUUGGCACCAGCAGGAAGCGUAAAACCUCCGGAUGAGUCCGCCAAGGAUUCUAACAAAGACAAAGACACACCCUUAGAUGUGAGUACCGACAACCGGCUGGGGUCUCCUACAGCACCGAUGAUGACACUGUCAGGCCCAGGAGUCAUGCAAGGUCCCAGACCGGGUAUGCCACCUCUGCAGCCUCCUCCUGGCAUGCCAAAUCCUCAUCUACCACCAUUCCUCUCACCGCCGAGCAUGCCGCAUAUGCCACCACAAAUGAUGCCCGGUGGACCCAUGUUUGCACCAGAUAGGUUCAGAAUACCUAUGCCCUUCCCUCCUCGUGGCCCUCCUUUCCACCGACAUCCCUCUAUGAUACCCGAUGGCUUGGACGACAGAGAAGGGGGGCAUUUCCGAAAUGGGAGGCCAGGGUUUGGGUGCCCACCUUUCCACAGAGGUAGGUGGUAGAAGUAGGUUGGAUAAUGGACCUGAGGGGAGCAUUGUUAUUAUUAUAAAUAAUAAUGCUGAACCACUGUGAGAGACACUAAGAAAUAUCGGGACAUCUGGUUCAACGACAACUGCUGUGAACAUUUUGGAGAUGCAGAAACUUUUUUUUUUCUUUUUUUUUAUACCACCAGAUCAGACUUUUUCUAGUGUCGAAUAAACAAUGAAAAACGAGACACGUGUUCUGAAUGUGGUCUGCGCUCCUUCAAGUUCACCAGAGAAGACACUCUUUGCUGUAAAUACUGUAUGUGCUUGUAGCUGGUAGCUAUGUUUUUGGUUUUUUUUUUGUAUAUUUGAAGUUGUGUAGUUCAUGCUUAUGUCUGUAAUCCUGGUCGAUGGGGGUAAAAACAGAGGUAUGUAUUUUUCAGCUUGAUUUUUGUGUAUGGAAGAAGACUGUAAAAAUCUAUAAUUCAUACCUCUUUGGGUAUUUUGUUUUUAGUAAAAAAAAAAAACCUUUGUACCACACAGAUGUUAAAUUCUUCACCAAGGAAGUUUGAUUUCAUUGUAGAGGAUUUCAUGUCCUGCCAGUAGAGGGUAGAAUAAACUCUGUUACCAUGGCCAACCUCUGUUGUACUUUAAAGGCCACACCUUGUAGGGUCAUGUGCAGUGAAUAUUAAAAAAAAAAAAGAUACUACCACUUGA